CCCAACGAGCGACCCUGGAGAAGCGAGGCGCAUUAACUGCUUGACCAGUCACUCGCUGUCCGCACCGUGAUGACCGCCUUGUACGACCUCAAGGAGGAGCUGAGUAUGGUGUCGAGGGCGCUCUCCGAGUGGAGGAGGGGCCAGAACACGGCGGGAGACGCGGAGGACGACCAAGGGGCGAGGCUGGAGGAAGAGCUCAAGGGGGUGGAAGAGUCCGAGGAAGAGCAGGGCCCGGAGGAAGCCAAAGGAGAAGAGGCGCAGAACGUAAUUCGGGCAGAAGCCGGACCCGAGUGCGAAGAGGAUAUUCCCGGCCAUGAGGGGACGACGCGACCACGACCUCGGAAAGACGGCCUCAACAAGACUACGAAAGGAGAGCAGUUGGGGAAAGAUCGUGUUGACGCUCUUUGUUCAGUAUUUAUUCGAGAAGGGAAGAUGAUCAAUAGGAAAGGAGGGACCAUCAGGAAGACGGCGACCCUGCACGGCGUCCAGCUCGAGAGGAUCGUCCCUCAGAGAAGACGCUCGCCUCCGCAGUUCAACGGGCAGGAGGACCGAGAAAUCACGUCCGUUAAGCUUGUCUUUGAGAGAAAGAAGUGCACUAUCUACAAACUAGAAGGCGGAACCUCGACCAAACUGGGAGGCUUCCACGCUGACCACUUCACUAUACUCAGGAACGGCUUCAAGAUGACCUUGGAGACCGAAAUGACCCCAGAUGGCGUCGACGAGGGCAGGCGACCCGGAGAGAAGAGGGAGGGAACCGAGGAGGCGCCGGUGGUGAGUGUGACCCUCCCGCAGGAGCAGCAGAAGGAGUAGAGGAACAUCGUAUCGAAGAUGUUCAAGUGAUUCGCUGAAAUUCUCUUCUGAGGUUCUUACGAAUCGUAUUAUUGUCCCUUUGCUCGCACAGCUUGAUAUAAAUCAACAUUGUAUUUUAUUGUACACUGUAUUAUUGUUUAUUGGCUGGAUUACCAUGUAAUUUCUUUAUUCUGCUUCAUAACACUUUUUUUAUUGUUUACUUUGUAUCCACUGUACAUUUUCUUACAAAUAAAGUUAUGCAA
This is a messenger RNA of Penaeus chinensis, 1052 nucleotides long. RefSeq lists its product as uncharacterized. The transcript is spliced from 4 exons. NCBI's taxonomy places the organism in Eukaryota, Metazoa, Arthropoda, Malacostraca, Decapoda, Penaeidae. Bases 70 to 810 code for a protein of 246 amino acids. The record is from RefSeq and is a predicted model, not a curated record.